UUUGCUUUGCUUUGCUUUGUUUUGUUUUGUUUUGCUUUGCUUUGCUUUGCUUUGCUUCUUGUCUGGCUGCAGAAUAGAGCGGGAGGCUGGCUGAGCUGGAGAGGAAGUCAAGUAUGUCAUAGCAGAGGAGGAGGGUCUACAAGACUGCUAGUUUUAAAGAGGAAAACUCAAAUCAAGCACCAAAACACACAGCAAGGGAGAGGAAGAACAGAAAGGCAUUCCUCUGUGGAGGUGAGCCCUCACAGCACUGAGGCAGACAGGCACUGAAGCUCGAUUUGGCAGUACCUGGCUCGAGACUCAAGGUCAACAUGGCCAUGCCAGAAAAGUCAAGUGAUGUCAAACCGACCGAGGAGUGCGGCAGUUUUCCUGAGAUUAUUGAACUCAAUGUAGGUGGCCAGGUGUACAUAACUCGCUAUCCUACUUUGAUCAGCAUUCCUGGUUCCCGGCUCUGGGAAAUGUUCAGUGUAAAGAAUCCUUGCUCACUGAUCCAGGACAACAAAGGGAGAUUCUUCAUAGAUCGAGAUGGUUUUCUCUUUCGCUAUGUCCUAGACUAUAUGAGAGACAUGCAAGUAGUGCUUCCGGAUCAUUUUCCAGAGUGUGGCCGGCUCCAUAGAGAAGCAGAAUACUUUAAGCUGCCAGAACUAGCCAAAAUGUUGGCUCCUAAAAUGAACAAGCUCAACUCAAUUGGAAAUGACUCAUGUCCGAUUGAUCUAGAAGAGCUCUCACCCAGCAUUGACACUACGUUCAAUUUCUCUUCAACCAAUAGCAUUCAUAUUAGUGGCCCUGAUAAUCCCAUGGUUCUGAGAGCUGCCCCUGGUUCUGAGCUCAAGAAGGCUGGUUUCAUCACUAUUGGCUAUCGAGGCUCCUAUACUCUGGGCAGGGACAGCCAAGCAGAUGCCAAAUUCCGCCGUGUGGCUAGAAUCAUGGUAUGUGGUAAGAUCUCAUUAGCCAAAGAAGUGUUCGGAGACACUCUGAAUGAGAGCAGAGACCCAGAUCGCCCUCCAGAGCGAUAUACUUCUCGAUACUACCUCAAAUUCACUUUCUUGGAACAAGCUUUUGACAAACUAGCUGAUGCUGGCUUCCACAUGGUAGCAUGCAACUCCACUGGCACCUGCACUGUCACACAUGACCAAACAGAUGACAGGAUCUGGACCUCGUAUACUGAAUAUGUUUUCUAUCGUGAGUGACAGUUAAAAUCACUCAGAAAAUACAAACCCUCAAACAGUCUCUCUCCUCUGUUUCCAUGCCAACUGUCUCCUUUAGAAAUAGACACAUUAAUCACUCUAGGUUCGUGAGUGUUCUGUAUAAUAUUGAGAAAUGCCACUUCUCUCAUCAUAACUACUUGAACCUUUGUUGGUUUUGUUCUUAUACAUCAUUGCAGUCCAUCUGUCUAUCUUUUUUGGACUGUGGAGUGAAAGCUGUGCAUCAGUAUAGAUAGUAGAGGUAAAUUUCUGGAGUGAAUGCUAUUAAAUAUAACCACUAAAUUACAUGUUUUGAGAACUAUUAAGCUAUGACUUCCAAGUUGUUUCUCAGUAAUAACCCACACUGAACUUGAUUAUGUACCUUGCUAUCUGUAUUUGUCUACAUAAAAUCCUGUAUAGCUGGGCUGAGAUUAUAAUAGGUAGUGUGAAUGUGCUUUGCAGAUGUUUUACCAUGCUUAGUGGAAAAACUUGACAGCACUCCUCUAGGAGGUUCAUAGAAAGGUGGACCAAUUCAAGAAUUAUUAAGGACUUUUGAUAGAUGCUAGACAAACAAUUGUAUGACUAUUAUUCUCAGUAAUAAAAGGCUUAGCACUCAAUUUGCUUUUGCAUGAAAAAGAUAGUAAGGAAGUAUUUCAUAGCUAUUACCUCAGUCAUAAGUAGCUGUGCCAUUAAAAAAAAAAACUGUCCUAAAAUACCUUUCACUAGAAUUAAAUGCAAAUAAUGUAGGGAAGAAAACAAUGGAUAACCUUGCUUUGUGUAAGUAUAUACAUGUAUUAUAGUGUAGUUUCACUAGUCAAAUAAUUAGCUGUAUUUAUCCAUUGUUAACUUGUUUGUGUUGGUUGAUGCUGUGAGUGUGUGUUUUGCUUUUCUAGAGGUGGGGAUGGGAGAAGAGGAGAAGAAAGAAGAAAAUAACUAUAACAAAACAAAACACCUGAGAUUUAUCAUCUGACUCCCUGCCAAUGUCUUUGUAAUCAAUCAGGUUGGAAGCAAGAAUUUAUUCUUAGAUGAGAACAUUGGGGACCUAAGUGAAGGAAUUAUAAAAGACCACGAACUAGUCAAGAAAAAGGGUUUUAGGGCUCAUUUUAGAGGAUCGUCCUCACCUCUGUAAAAGCUUUUAGCAAUCAGGUGGUCAGGCAGCCUUGUCUUUUCUUUCUUCUGUCCUUAACAUGCGCCAUGCGCCUUUAUUGCUUGCAUUGUCUUUUAACGCCUUUUCUAAUCAGGUCUUUUUAAGUUUCAAAGAACUAAAACUCACGUAAAAUGGCUUGAGAAAGAAAAAACUGUUCAUAUGUCAGUGAUGUGACUGUGUGAGCAUUUUAAGCUCACCUUUUAUUUAAUCUUUUUUUCUGUUGAGUUUAAAGGAAAUAUAAACAAAUUAAGUCUCAGAGGAUCUGGGGAGCUGUCAAUAAUUGAUAUUCUAUCUUCUCUUUCAACGGCUGUAUGAUUUUCUUGUGGUCAUCUUCAAACCUCAUUGAUUCCAUAUUUCUCCAUGCCAUUCACAUUCUUUCUCACAAUUUAUAGGAGACCUAAACAGUAUGCUAGCCUUUCAGUGAACGUCAACUCCCAGGCAUAUUCUCCAUAUUUAACUUCUUUUGUUGUUAAUCCCAUUUUCUAAAUCCAAAUUAUCUCUGGUCUAAGACAGAAAGGCUGAGUGGUUGGUAGCUCUGUGGCUUGGACAGACAGUUAUUCACAUUACUACAUGGAUUAUCACAUAGUAGGCAUACAAUCAGUACAGCACUUCAGAUACCCUCUGGUCACUAAGUCCUUUAGAGAUCAGUUGAAUACAGAAAUUAAGAUGCAGCACAUUUUAGAUGCUCUUAAAGAGAUGUUCCACAUUUUAUUUUUGUACUAUUCUCAUGGUUGUUGUCAUUUCCAUGCUCUCCCUAUGAAGUGAAAUCUUUAUAUUAGCUUACCUUUCUGUAGGUACAUUUACUAGCCUUAGCUCCUCUGGCAUGUUUCAAGUAUUACCAAAGUCUCAAUUGCCCCAUCUGCCCAGUAGAUAAGUGGUCACCAUUUAUUUAAAGUGGUGAGUUAAUAUAUUCCAUAAUACCGAAAGUGAAGUAGCUGUGCCCUGGUGACUUACUAUGUGAUGUAGUUGUCUACAGUUUGAUCUUUCAGAAAUAUGGCUAACUUUUUAAAAUAGAGGACUUAUAAUACCAUUUUUAUUUUUUACUCUGUCAUCAAUUUCCAUUAUUCUUGGUUCAAGAUUAUUUCUGAAACACUAGUCAUUUGCUAUUCAAAUGACUUUCUUUUCCACUCACAAAUAAUUUAAUGGAGGAAAUAAUGAAAAGAAAUAUAAAUUCUCUGGGGUUUGCUGUGUUAAGUGCUAAGAAGGCAUAAAACAGAAAAAUUCAUAGACUAAACAGGAGGCAGCUAAGAAUGUGACUGAAUAUUUGAGCUCAGCUGCCUUAGGUUUUUAGUGAGAGAGGUGCUCAUCAAUAAUCACACUUAGAGUUGCUAAGUUUCUUGUUGGCAAAAGAAGAAACUGACUUUUUUAAGAAAAAAAAAAGCCGUAAUUGGUUCAAAAAGUUCUGAAAGUAUAGAGAACCAUAUCUGAUGUUACACAGCCAUGAGCAAUAUCCAGAAUUAUUGCUUGUUAGUGGUAAUCUGCUAUGAUUCUUGGGUAUUUGCUUGCUGCAGCUUGUACUAUCUACAUUAAUGGAAUUGUACACAAAUGCUGAAACCUCUAAAACCUCUCUCUCUCUCUCUCUCUCUCUCUCUCUCUCUCUCUCUCUCUCUCUCUCUCUCUCUCCUCUCUCUGCCCUAGAGAUGUUGUACUCAGAAGCAAAUUGCUGUAGGUUCAGAAUACCAAUACUCUUUAGCUAGACUUGUGGCUCCCAAACUUUAGUUUAGCUCCUUAACCGUAGGUGACUCUGUCAACCUUUUGUUACCAUGCUUUUCAGCCCCUAGAGUCUCAACUCCUAUCUUCAACUUAUCAGAGUCUCUUGCUGCCUCAAUACAUCUGCCUUCCUUCAUAGUGAUACACUAUCACACUGUCUACCUUCACUUUCUCUAUGGAACUCUUAGUUGCCUCUUGAUAUUACAAUUCCAAUCUUUGGGAACCAGGGUUCUUAGUUAAGGGUGACUCUCUAGAAUGUUGCUAUCACCUCUUACUUGUCAUUGCCACUGCCAAGGCUAAAAAGCAAAAUAUAAAUACAACCUGUUCAGCCUUCUCUAUGAGUACAAAAUACCACAAGCUGGUAUAUAGACUAAUCACUGUAUGGCUACACUCAUGAAAUUUCAACAACGUGAACAGCUGAACAAGCUCAACACAAUGACAAUACCAGUUGCCAUGCCUGACUGGAUUGGGGAAAUCUUACAAGGCUCAUCACCAGAUGAAGAACUACAGGCAAUUAAUGGCUGCUAAGAGAGGCAGAACUAGUCUUCUUCAGGGACAGAGCCCUGAUGGGUUAUUCAAUCCCAAAUACUAAACACAAAUACAUACGACCAAUACUAAAUGGACAGCAGAGUGUAUUUCUUUAAACACAUGUGUAUGUAAAUAAAUAUAUAUGUAACAAUCAUAAUUAAAAAAGACAUUGUGAAUUUGAGAGGGAGUUGGGAGGAAUUGGAGGAAGAGGGGUGGAAAUGAUGUAAAUACAGUACUCAUGUAUGAAAAAAAUCAGAAUAAUAAAAAGUAUAUAAACCCA
Molecule: messenger RNA, 4846 nt
Organism: Mus musculus (house mouse)
Lineage: Eukaryota; Metazoa; Chordata; Mammalia; Rodentia; Muridae
Gene: Kctd12b
Product: potassium channel tetramerisation domain containing 12b
Exons: 2
Coding region: 309-1187 (292 amino acids)
Biological process (GO): G protein-coupled receptor signaling pathway; protein homooligomerization
Cellular component (GO): presynaptic membrane; postsynaptic membrane
Source: RefSeq, a predicted model, not a curated record